AUGCGCUUUAAGUGUAUGGCGUGGGUUUGACCUAGGUUAAGUGGAUCUGCAAUAUAGCAGCUGCAGCCUUACCCAUACGGGCUUAUCGUGUGGCAGGAAGCACGGAAAUGCACUUUGCAUAAUGAACAACAGAGAAUGUUUUCAGAGUUUUGAAAGGAACCUCUUCUACAGGACUUGUGUGUGCUGGAGCAGGCAAGACUGGAUGUCUUUCUAGAGCCACAGGCCCUUCUGGGACUGCUCAGUGGCUUUAGGCCUGGAAGUCAGAUGCCCAACUCUGUCCCCAGACUUGGCUAUAUCAUUGCUCACCUCAACUCCAGAUGACUAAUGAAUUAGCAGGCUGGGUGCCUUCUUUCAUGAUGGCAGAGUCAGCCGAAGAAACGCUGCUAUAUGUGGAACAUCGCUAUGUCUGCUCGGAGUGCAGCCAGCAGUUCAGCUCCUUGGAGGAAGCGCUAGUGCAUCAGCAGAGCCACCUGUGUUCUCAAGAGCAGCAGUAUCAAGUGGUGGGGCUGGCAGAAGCUGGGCUGGUGGCAGGAAGUGAGGCUGGUCUCUAUCAGACUGUAACUGUGCAGGAAAGCCAGUACCAAUGUUUAGAGUGCGGACAAAUCCUCCUGACUCCAAGUCAGUUGCUGGAACACCAGGAGAUGCACCUCAAGAUGGUGACCCAGGAACCGGAAUCCUUGGUGAAACCUCUGAGCUCCAGCCAGAUCCAUUAUGAAUGCAUAGAAUGCAAGGCUCUGUUUACUAGCCAGGAUGUGUGGCUUGCUCACCGGCAGACCCACCGUAAGCCACCAGAGCCACCAGCUGCUGCUCCUCAGAGUCGGGCACUAGUAACCCUGGAGCAUUCAUACCGUAAGCCAGAGGACGGAGGGGACUCUGGGGGAACUGUGCAACUGCUGCUGUAUGAAUGUGGCGAGUGUUUCCAGCUGUUUCAGUCAACAGCAGACUUCCUGGAGCACCAGACCACACACCAAGUGAUCCAACCAUCCCCAGGGACACGAGCAAAAGAACCGCCUGCCUCCUGCCCUGCAGAACCAAAGGGAUUGCUGCCAUCGCAACCAAGUUUAGUGAGUGUGAACAAUGGGGCCGUGCCCCCACCAACCCCUACCAGUGUCACAGCCACUGAUCAUAGCUAUGAGCUGAAGAACAGCCCGGCAGAGCAGCCAACCCGGAAAGUGAAGCAGGCCACCAAGGAGCACUUGUGCACUGAGUGUGACCAACUGUUUCCUUCAGCCCAUAAGCUCCAGCUUCACAUGAGGAGCCAUCGGCAGGGUGCUUUCAAAUGUCCACUCUGCAGUAAGGUGCUGCCAUCUCCAGCUGCACUCGAGAAGCAUCGGGAGGAGCACAGCGGGGAGUCACGUUUCCUGUGUGUGGACUGCGGUCUGGGCUUCGGCACUGAGGCUGUGCUGUUGUCCCACCGCCGCACGCACUCUUCAAACCCUCUGUACCGCUGCACUUGUGGAAAGACCUUCAUCAACAUGACCAAGUUCCUCUACCAUCGACGCUCCCACAGUGCCAAUUCAGCACAGACCUCUGAGUUGCCUGCAUCUCCUCCCGAAGACCAGCCUCUUGAGGAGGAGCCAUCUGAAGACUCUGAACAACCAGAGCAGCAGCAGCAGCAAGAGGUUGUUCCAUUGGCCAUUAUCUGUUCAGUGGACAAUGCUGCUGCCUUGGUUGAUGGCAAAGCCCAGGAGCAAAACCCUGAUGAGUUCCAGUGUCAGAUGUGCAGCAAGACCUUUCCCAAGCAGGCACAGCUCUCACGUCAUCAGCGCUUUGCUCACAAGAUGGAGCGCCGUCACAAGUGUCUGACUUGUGGCAAGAUGUUCAAGAAGAAAUCCCACAUGCGCAACCAUCUCUUGACUCACACUGGGGAAAGGCCAUACCACUGCAAGGAGUGUGGCAAGAGCUUCAACUCGCCAGCCAACCUGCAGCGCCACCGCCUGACGCACACAGGUGAGCGGCCCUACCGCUGUGAUAUCUGCCAAAAGUGCUUCACACAGUCGUCCACCCUGCAGCAGCACCUCCUGGUGCACAGCCGCCACUACCCUUAUAAAUGUCAAGAAUGUGGCAGUGUCUUCCACCGGCCCUACCGCCUGCUCAUGCACCGCUACCACCACACGGGGGAGUAUCCCUAUAAAUGCCAGACCUGUGGCCGGUCCUUCUUGCUUCGUCGCCUGUUGGAGGUCCACCAGCUGAGCCACACUGGCCAGCAGCCCCAUCGCUGCACAUCUGGCUGUGGGGCAGCCUUUGUCACUGCUGAGCAGCUGAAGGAGCACAAGUGUGGUAAGAUGAGCCGUCACUUUGAGUGUUCUGUCUGCGGCAAGAAGGUUGGCUCAACAGCGCAGCUGAGAGCCCAUGAACAGAUGCAUGGGGACAUCCAAGUUCCAGAAGGAAUGGAAGAAGAGCCCCCGAUGCUUGAACCACCUCCACCUCGACCGCGCCGCCCCACCUGUCCCAAGGCUUUUGAGUGCAGCGACUGCAAGAAACUGUUUAGCACAGAGACCUCGCUACAGGUUCACCGCCGCAUCCACACUGGCGAGCGCCCGUACCCUUGCCCAGAUUGUGGGAAGGCCUUCCGGCAGUCCACGCACCUUAAGGAUCACCGUCGUCUGCAUACCGGCGAAAAGCCCUUUAAAUGUGACGAGUGCGGGAAGGCAUUUACCAUCGCUGUGCGGCUGGCUGAACAUAAGCGGAUUCACACAGGGGAACGUCCGUACCAUUGCGAUGCUUGCGGCAAGGCCUACCGCUCCUUCUCCAACCUCUGGAAGCACCGCAAGAUGCAUCAGCAGCAGCGCCUGCAGCAUGAGCAAGAGGUUAUGGCAGAGGCUGUCGCUGCUGCAGCCGCAGCUGCAGCAGCGGCUGCAACAGCCACAUCAUCAUCCUCAGUGACGCCUAGUGAGCAGGUCUAUGGCAACACCGUAACCAUUAUGGAGACCAUCCCAGUGGUGGAGACCAUUGAAAUCUACCCUUCAGAUGCGGGGGUUCAUUUUGAGAACAUCCAGGUGGAGAAUGUCCAGAUUGGGGGAGUUUGAGUUGGGCGGGGGGGAGUAAGAUGGGCAGCUGGCCACGCUUUGUGGACUGGGAGCUGCUGCUCUCUGGCUCCCCCUUACUGGGGCUCUAGUGUAGCUGCAACAAUGUCUGCUCCCUAGUUUUUAUCCACGCUGUCUCUGCUGUCCACAUCUUGGCUGUUUCUGGAAUGUGGCUGCAUCAUCUUCACUUCUCCAGUUCUGUAGCUGAACAAGGCUCCAUUUCCGCCAACCCAGUUCACCAGGACAGCAGUGCUUGGGCACUCUAUGCCAUCAUGGGCUCCGAUCCUCCCAUUUCCUCUGGGGUUGGUCAGUUCUUUCCCACUCAACUGUAUGAAACACGGCUUUUUAAAUUUUCAGUGACAUGGGCAACCAACCCUCACCCCCCCCCAGUCUCAAGAAUGCCCAGUAGCAGCCUCUUCCAUGGCUCAGCCCCACUAUUGCUAAAUGUUUUGUUUGUUUCCUAGUGUGGUCCAGGGAAUAGCUUCCCUGCUAGGGUUCAUCCUGAAUUGUAAAUACCUCUUACCUGGAUUUCCCCUGUUCACUGGGGGAACCUCUCUCCCUGUUUGCUGUUGGUUCCCCAUCACCCACAUCCCCCUGUGAUCCAUAACAGCUUCUUUUAUUUGGUUUCUUGCUAACUGGAUUUCUCCCCAUGGCUGCUGGAGAAUUUUGUUAUUUCAUAUGAGAAUUAAACAAGAAUCAAAGUGCU
Molecule: messenger RNA, 3732 nt
Organism: Rhineura floridana
Lineage: Eukaryota; Metazoa; Chordata; Lepidosauria; Squamata; Rhineuridae
Product: zinc finger protein 574-like
Exons: 4
Coding region: 318-3029 (903 amino acids)
Biological process (GO): regulation of transcription by RNA polymerase II
Cellular component (GO): nucleus
Molecular function (GO): RNA polymerase II cis-regulatory region sequence-specific DNA binding; DNA-binding transcription activator activity, RNA polymerase II-specific
Source: RefSeq, a predicted model, not a curated record